Messenger RNA from Brettanomyces bruxellensis, 495 nucleotides. RefSeq lists its product as uncharacterized. The record is from RefSeq and is a predicted model, not a curated record. Lineage: Eukaryota; Fungi; Ascomycota; Pichiomycetes; Pichiales; Pichiaceae. Bases 1 to 495 code for a protein of 164 amino acids. The transcript is spliced from 2 exons.
AUGAUCACGGUGAUGACGAAUCACAUGAGAUGUUAUAUUGGAAUCAAACAAAUUGAUGUUUCGGAAACUGCACACCUAAAAUCAGCGCGCGAAAACUUCAGAAAGUAUGUACAAGAAACGGUGCAAGAGAUUACGACAAAGCUGGAUAAGACACACUCUAAGCGGUCUUCUUUGCCUCAGGAAUCAGCAAAUGGAAAUGAUAGUACUGGCAAAAAUAGAAAUGUGGACAGAACCUCAGAUAAUAGUUUUAGGAGGACUUCUUCUUCUACAAGCUCAUCAAGAAAGUCUCAUCAGCCUUUAUUAAAGGAGCUGAGUACGGAGUUUGAAAAUUUGUCUCACUUGGCGGGAAUGUAUUCCAUCAAUGCAGUUAUUUUAGCCAGAACCCUUUCUUCUUCGUCGUUAGGCUUUAUACAAGUGGAGAAAGAUCUUUAUGGAUCUUCGGACUCUGUGUUGAAAAGGACAGGUAGUCCUAAUAUCACUGCUGAAACAGAUUAG